AAUAAGAAAUAGAAAAUAAACGCACACAGUGAUGGUGGUCAUACCCUUUAUAUGUUAAAAAGACGACAAGUAUACAGACUACAGAGCCAGAGCCACACUCCAUUCCAACCUCCGUCUCCGUUCUCCAUCCUAUAGAUACAACCUAUACAUACAUACAAACACAAAACCACACCAUGUCUACACUUCCAGCUAGACACAACAAACCACUCCACAAUUUCUCUCUCCCGUUCCUCAAAUGGGGCCAACGUAUCCACAUCAACCACCGUCGCCGUAACCGCAGCAACUCACCUCACACCGAUUCCGACUCCGAUUUCAACAAACCUCACUCUAACCAAACAAACGAAGACGUUUUGGUCAACACAACUGAAAACAACAAGCUAUUACCUGAAAACGGCGGCGGUGGUGAUGUUGUUGGUACGGCGGUUGACGGUGAUGUCAAGCCGUGGAAUUUAAGACCUAGGAGGCUAGUUACCGGUAGUGGUGGUGAUGGUAAUGGUGUGAAAUCGGUGCGUGGUGGUGUUGGUGUUGUCGCUGUGACGGCGGCGGCAACGGCGGAGGAAGAAGAGGAUCGGAGUAAGAAGAGAAGGCUGUGGAUUUCGUUAUCGAAGGAGGAAAUUGAAGAAGAUAUUUAUGCGUUUACUGGUUCGAAACCUGCGAGAAGGCCGAAAAAAAGAAGCAAAAUUGCCCAGAAACAAGUUGAUAAUGUGUCUCCUGGACUAUACUUGGUUGGGAUUUCAUCGGAUUCCUAUCGAGUUUAAAUUACUACUACUAGUACUGAUAGGUGUAGAGAUUAAGAAGUGAUAGGAUGGAUGGGAUGGCAAUCUACUUGGGAAGAAAAAGACUUUUACUUUGUUUUUAAUGAAGGCUAACUUUUUUAAGGUAUAAUGUAGUUGGGUUGUCCAUUUUCAAGUAAAUGAUUUAGUUGCAGGACCUGGUUUAACUUAGCUUUUGUUUUUGGUUUAUGAUAUGGAAUGUUAUAUGUUAAUAUGAUAGAUGUAUGUAGAAGGUUAAAGACUUAAACUUUUUUGUGUAUGUCAUGGCUAAUGAAGCUCGGCCUGCUCUUAUAGAAAGUCUCGUGAUUGGUCUUUGA
This is a messenger RNA of Erigeron canadensis, 1090 nucleotides long. RefSeq lists its product as uncharacterized. The coding region runs from base 174 to 758 and encodes 194 amino acids. NCBI's taxonomy places the organism in Eukaryota, Viridiplantae, Streptophyta, Magnoliopsida, Asterales, Asteraceae. The record is from RefSeq and is a predicted model, not a curated record. The transcript has 3 exons.